Molecule: messenger RNA, 930 nt
Organism: Colletotrichum gloeosporioides
Lineage: Eukaryota; Fungi; Ascomycota; Sordariomycetes; Glomerellales; Glomerellaceae
Exons: 2
Coding region: 1-930 (309 amino acids)
Source: RefSeq, a predicted model, not a curated record
AUGGCUGCCAAACGCAACAGACUCGGCAAAAAGCAGCGCCUGGCGCGACAAGAGAAACGCCGUCAGGACGAGGCCGCAGCCGCCAACGCCACCGCCGUCGACUCCGCCACGAAGGUCUACUGGCCGCACGGCAAGAACGAAGGCCCUUCCGCGCCCGCCGAGGCCCCUUCUGCCGCCCAGAACAGUCAGACCAGCAAACAGACCGCCGGAAAGACGAACAACGAGACCCACGACCGCAAGACGAUCGCGCGCAUCGAGAAGCCCAAGCGAAAGCCGCGCCCCAAGAAGACCUCGCGCGCAGAGUUCAGCGACCUCCAGCGUCGCGUUAAGCUCAUGGAGCUCCACAUCCACGACAUCGCGGACUCUUUCCUCAAGCACCACGGCGCCGGACAGCUUGCCUUGGAUAACGUGCGCCGGCUCAUCACGAGCUUCAACGCGGCUCUCGCCCUGGGAUCCGAGAUGAGUGCCAAGACCGAUCUUGCCCUGGCCAAGGCUGAGACUGUGGCUAGCGAGCUUGCCGAUAUCAAGGCAGAGACCGCAGCCGUCCGUGCCGAAACCGCUUCUGUUCAAGCCGAUACCGCGAAGCAAGACGGGAAGGUGGACAGACUGCAGGAGGCUUUGGGAGAGAUGCGCGGCGCGAUCAGUGAGCUUUCGCGUCUCGGAGAAGAGACUUCUUUGAGCUUGGCAAAGGCGCAGCUUGACUUGAAGGGAAUGGGGAAGAAGGAACAACAGACAAACCGCACGCUUGAGGAGGAUCAGAAAGCUACGAUUGAGAUGCAGCGCAAGUUGGAGACCGACAUGUAUGCCAUGAAGGCCCAGAUGGAUGCCCUCCAGCAGCAAGUCGAGAGUAUGCAGAAGACGGAUGAAACGAAGGUUGAAAAGGGCCAGGGAGGCUGGAAGGGACGUCUUCGGUCCCGAGGAAACAAGUAG